Molecule: messenger RNA, 2197 nt
Organism: Cygnus olor (mute swan)
Lineage: Eukaryota; Metazoa; Chordata; Aves; Anseriformes; Anatidae
Product: kinesin-like protein KIF22
Exons: 14
Coding region: 67-1992 (641 amino acids)
Biological process (GO): microtubule-based movement
Cellular component (GO): kinesin complex; microtubule
Molecular function (GO): microtubule binding; ATP hydrolysis activity; microtubule motor activity
Source: RefSeq, a predicted model, not a curated record
CCCUCCCCGCGUUGCCAAGCAACCGCCGCCAUUUCGCCCUGCCCCGCCGGGCUGCCCGCACCGCGCAUGCGCACCUCCUCGCCUCCCAUUGGCUGUCGCCGCGCAGUUUCAAACGGUCGGGCGGGAGCGAUGGCGGCGGAGGUUGCGGCCGCGCCCCCCCGCCGGGUGCAGGUCUGCGUCCGCCUGCGCCCCGGCCCCCCCGGCGAGGAGCCCUGCCUGCUCCCCCUCGACUCCCACACCCUGGAGCUGCGCGAGGAGCCCCCCAGCGCCCCCUCCCGCUACCGCUUCGACGCCAUCUACGGUGCCGCCAGCUCCACCGCCACCGUCUACGAGGGCUCCGUCCGCCCGCUGCUGUCCCACCUCCUGGCCGGCCGCGAUGUUACUGUCCUCGCCUAUGGGCCCAGCGGCUCCGGAAAGACGCACACCAUGCUGGGCAGUGAGGGGGAGCCCGGCUUGGUGCAGCGCGCCCUCGAGGACGUGCUGGAGGCCGUCGGGGACAGCCGCCGCGUCACCGUGGCCUGCAUGGAGGUGUACUGCGAGGAGAUCCGUGACCUCCUGUGCCCGGGGGGCCCCCCCCUGCGCAUCCUCCAGGCCCGGGGGGGCCCCCCUGAGGUGCGGGGCCUCACCCGUCUCCCCCUGGGCCCCCCCCCGGCCCCCGCCCUCCUCGCGGCCUCGCUGGGUGCCCGCCGCCGCGCCGCCCCCACCCUCCUCAACGCCUCCUCCAGCCGGGGUCACCUGGUGCUGUGGGUGCGCUGCGACCCCCCCGGGACCCCCCCGGCGCCCGGGGGUGCCCCCCCCCCCCCAACCUUGACCUUGGCCGACCUGGCGGGGCUGGAAGACCCCCGGCGCAGCGGGGCUGGGGGGGUUCGCCUGCGCGAGGGGGGGGCCACCAACGCCUCGCUGGGGGUGCUGCGGAGGGUGCUGGGGGCGCUGCGGCGGGGGGGGCGCCCCCCCCUCCGCGAGAGCCGCCUCACCCGCCUGCUGGGGGGGGCGCCGCGGCCCCCCGGCCCCCCCCUCCUGCUCCUCCUCCUCGCCCUCUGCCCCCGCCCCCCCGGGCGCCCCCAGGCCCGCCGAGCUCUCAGCUUUGCCCGGGGGGUGCGCCACGUGCCUCCCCCCCCCGUGGGGGAUGAGGGGGGGGAUGCCACCGUUGCCAGCAAUGCCCCAGAGCCCAGGUCCCCCCCCUCCACGCCCCCCCCGGAGGACCAGGCCCUGCAGCGCUGGCUGGAGGACGCUGAGAACACACUGCAGAGGCUGAAGAAGCGACGCCCACCCCCCUCCCCUCCUCCUCUGCCUCCUCCUCCUCCAGGCGCCCCCUCCCCGGCCUCCCUGGUGGUGCUGCGGCGGCGGCAGAAGGGCUGUCCCCAGUGGGAGGCGGUGGCCGCCCCCCGGCUGGAGGCGGGGGUCCGGGCCCAUGUCCUGCGGGCGCUCAACGGGAGGGACCCGGCGCAGCUGCGGGGGCUGGGGCCCCGCCGGGGGGGGCGCAUCCAUGCCUGGCGCCAGGAGCACGGCCCCUUCCGCACGGUGGAGGACCUGGCGGCGGUGCCCGGCUUCUCGGCGGCGCAGGUGGCCACGCUGCUGCAGGUGUCCCCAAGCUCAGGAGGUGGCCCUGAGCUGUCAAGGAGGUGGCCCCAAGCCAAGGAGGUGACCUCCAAGCCACCAAGGUGGCCCCAAGCCACCAAGGUGACCCCUGUGCCACCAAGGUGUCCUCAAGCAAAGGAGGUGACCCCAAGGUUCCAAAGUAACACAAAGGAUGUGACCCCAAGCCAAGGAGUUGACCCCAAGCCACCAAGGUGUCCCCAAGUCAAGGAGGUAACCCCCGAGCCACCAAGGUUACCCCCAAGCCACCAAGAUGACCCCAGCCAAGGAGAUGACCCCCAAGCCACCAAGGUUACCCCAAGCCACCCAGAUGAUGGUGAGCCACCAAGGUGUCCCCAAGCCAUCAAGUUGGGCCCAACCGCAAGAUACGGAGAUAGCCCCAAGCCACCGAGGUGACCACAUGAUGCUGAGAUGAACCCAGGCCCCCAAGGUGACCCCCAAACUACCAAGGUGACCACAAGAUGUCAAGGUGACCCCAAGUCACCAGGGUGACCUCAAGAUAUUAAGGUUACCCAAAGUCACCUAGAUGACUCUGAGCCACCAAGGUGACCACAAGAGGUGAAGCUGACCAUGAGCCACCAAGGUGACCCUCAAACUACUG